GGUGGGGCCGGCGGGUGGCGGCGGCGCGAUGCUGCAGCUGCGGGACACGGUGGACUCGGCGGGCACAAGCCCCACGGCGCUGCUGGCGGCCGGCGAGGAUGCGGGAGCGGGCCGGCCGGGGACGGGCACGCCGCUGCGCCAGACGCUGUGGCCGCUGAGCGUCCACGACCCGACACGCCGCGCCCGCGUCAAGGAGUACUUCGUGUUCCGGCCCGGCACCAUCGAGCAGGCGGUGGAGGAAAUCCGCGCCGUCGUGCGACCCGUGGAGGACGGCGAGAUCCAGGGGGUGUGGCUGCUGACCGAGGUGGACCACUGGAACAACGAGAAGGAGCGGCUGGUGCUGGUCACCGACCAGUCACUGCUCAUCUGCAAGUAUGACUUCAUCAGCCUUCAGUGCCAGCAGGUGGUCAGGGUGGCGCUCAGCGCGGUGGACACCAUCUCCUGUGGAGAGUUCCAGUUCCCUCCGAAGUCGCUCAACAAAUGGAACCCCUGGUCCACAAAUAUGCCCUACGCCACCUUCAUAGAACACCCGAUGGCUGGCAUGGACGAGAAGACCGCGUCUCUGUGCCAUUUGGAAAGCUUCAAGGCUCUCCUGAUCCAAGCUGUCAAGAAAGCCCAGAAGGAAAGCCCACUGCCAGGACAGGCGAAUAGUGUGCUGGUGCUGGAGCGCCCACUCCUCAUCGAGACCUACGUGGGGCUCAUGUCCUUCAUUAACAACGAAGCCAAGCUGGGUUACUCCAUGACCAGGGGCAAAAUAGGCUUCUAGUCUUCGUGUCCCCAUGAAAACCAAAGUGGAGGGGACUCGGUGUGCCACCUCAAGCUACCCACAGCGGUUGGAGAGAAUGCAAGCAUGGUCCCUUUAGGUGCCUGAUAGAAUAGUCAAGCAAAUUGUAUAUAUUUAGUUGGAUAUUGGACACCUUGGCAACAUGAUAUACGAAGGCAGAAAUACUGGCUGUCCCUAUGCCACCGUGUUCCUUCUGUAACUCCACAUAAAUGUUUUCUCCAGUGUC
Arvicola amphibius (Eurasian water vole) is the source of this 1010-nucleotide messenger RNA. Its product is annotated as tumor protein p63-regulated gene 1-like protein. The record is from RefSeq and is a predicted model, not a curated record. Gene Ontology annotation, cellular component: cytoplasm; synaptic vesicle. NCBI's taxonomy places the organism in Eukaryota, Metazoa, Chordata, Mammalia, Rodentia, Cricetidae. The coding region runs from base 29 to 766 and encodes 245 amino acids. The transcript has a single exon.